Messenger RNA from Bactrocera dorsalis (oriental fruit fly), 783 nucleotides. RefSeq lists its product as uncharacterized. The record is from RefSeq and is a predicted model, not a curated record. NCBI's taxonomy places the organism in Eukaryota, Metazoa, Arthropoda, Insecta, Diptera, Tephritidae. The coding region runs from base 1 to 783 and encodes 260 amino acids. The transcript is spliced from 2 exons.
AUGCGGGGUGACGGGAAAGCGGUUACCUAUGCACAGACCGUGAAGAGGAAGAGCGGUCAGCUGACACCACAGGAGCCCGCAGUCAAAGGCAUCCGCAUGGCUGUACUGCCUCAAAACUACCCGGCGGAGUCGUUGGAGUCGGAGCAGCUCACUGUGCUCCAAAACCUCCUCAUGGAAGAAGUAUUCAGAGACGAUGAAUACGCGGCGUCCUUCCUUGGGGUAGAAUUUAAAGGUGGCAUGCUACAGGUGGACUAUAUGGAUGAGUCGUUCGCCGACUGGCUGCGGGAAUUUACCCCAAGGCUAGGAGGCUGGACCGGUCCAGUCCUUUGUGCAAAAAGGGCGGAGGACCUGCCGGUCAUGCACAGGAUGACAGUGUUCCUCCCCCCCAGUGAUGAUAAGCCGUACGCCGUUCGCCCUACUGGAAGAGAAAGGUACGUACGUGCAGAGAGCUUCCGCUGUUUUACAGGUUCAACAUGGUGGUCAAGAGGCCGCACAAACCCGUUACCACAGGGAGCAAGGAGGACGAGUGGUAGCGGGUCAAAACAGGAAACAACGGUCGCAAACAAGGUGGUGGAGAGAAUGCAGGUGUACGAUUUGGCAAAACAACCGGGCGUGAGCAGGGCUGAGCAGACUGCGCUAGUCGCUACCGCUGACGUCCCGGAUGCCCAGGAAGUCGAGCUACCCUCCACCCAGGAACUCCUCGAAGGACUAGGUGACCAUGUGGACCACAGCGCGAACGACGGUGGGGAUGUGGACAUGCCCCCCCUCGAGCCACUACCUUAA